Molecule: messenger RNA, 1243 nt
Organism: Arabidopsis arenosa
Lineage: Eukaryota; Viridiplantae; Streptophyta; Magnoliopsida; Brassicales; Brassicaceae
Source: the annotation of a GenBank genome assembly
CCACAGAGUAAAGAGAGAGACAAAAAUGGGUCGAGCAACGAGGUGGUUCAAGGGUUUGUUCGGAAUCAAACCUUCUUCAUGUUCCGGCACCGACUCCGGCGCCAUUUCCAACCGCCUUGACCGCUCUUUAUGCGACAGCUACGAGACGAUACCACCUAACAUCUCCGAGAAAGAAGCUGCGUGGUUAAGGUCGUUUUACGCGGCUGGAGAGGAAGAGAAAGAGCGUAGAACGCAUGCAAUUGCUGUUGCUGCGGCCACAGCUGCUGCAGCUGACGCAGCUGUUGCAGCGGCUAAAGCGGCUGCUGCGGUUGUUAGGCUCCAAGGUCAAGGAAAGAGUGGUCCGUUAGGAGGUGGAAAAUGCCGUGAGAAUCGUGCCGCUAUGCAGAUCCAGUGUGCCUUUAGAGGCUACUUGGCGAGAAAAGCGUUGAGAGCGUUGAGAGGAGUGGUGAAGAUUCAAGCUUUAGUGAGAGGUUUUUUGGUACGGAAACAAGCGGCGGCGACUCUCCGGAGUAUGGAGGCACUUGUUAGAGCUCAGGCUACUGUUAAGUUUCAGAGAGCUCUCCGCCGUAUCGGAAAUGCUGCUCCGGCGAGAAAAUCCACGGAAAGAUUCUCCGGAUCUUUGGAAAAUCGAAACAACGGCGAAGAGACAGCUAAGAUAGUGGAGGUAGAUACAGGGACCCGACCCGGGACUUAUAGGAUCCGAGCACCCGUUUUAACCGGGUCGGAUUUCUUAGACAACCCGUUUCGACGUACGCUCUCUUCACCGCUCUCGGGUCGUGUCCCACCGCGUCUAUCAAUGCCUAAACCUGAUUGGGAAGAGUGCAGUAGCAAGUUCCCGACGGCGCAGAGCACACCUCGUUUCUCCGGUGGGUCUCCGGCGAGGAGUGUAUGCUGCUCUGGCGGGGGAGGAGAGGCGGAGGUUGAUACGGAGGCUGAUGCUCACCGGUUCUGUUUCUUGUCCGGGGAAUUUAACUCGGGUUACAUGGCGGAUACAACGUCGUUUCGGGCGAAACUGAGGUCGCAUAGUGCACCGAGACAGAGACCAGAGAGUAAUGCUUCCGGCGGCGGAUGGAGGAGGAGCAUCGGCGGCGGUGGUGGUGUUAGGAUGCAGAGACCGUCGUGUUCGGGUGUCAGAGAAGCUGUGGUCGGGAAUAUCGAGAGGCGUAGGAUGCAUUGGUGAUUCUUAUUUCCAUAAUUAUUACCCGUUUAGUCUUUUAAUUAGGGGAGUAAUGUUAUUAAUUUU